Messenger RNA from Cajanus cajan (pigeon pea), 2188 nucleotides. Its product is annotated as beta-fructofuranosidase, insoluble isoenzyme 1. Lineage: Eukaryota; Viridiplantae; Streptophyta; Magnoliopsida; Fabales; Fabaceae. Gene Ontology annotation, biological process: carbohydrate metabolic process. The record is from RefSeq and is a predicted model, not a curated record. Gene Ontology annotation, molecular function: hydrolase activity, hydrolyzing O-glycosyl compounds.
UAUUUUUGUUUCCCAUGCAUGUGACACCAAUAGACAUAUUGUUCUGAUGGUUUUCCCAAAGUCUCUCUCCUUGUCUCUAUUCAUUUUCUCCCUUCACGCGUUACUCAUCAACAAUGGUGUUCAAGCUCUUCAUAAAAUAUAUCCCCAUCUUCAAUCUCUUCAAGCCAUUUCCGUAGGGGCAACGCACAGAACUGGAUACCAUUUCCAACCUCCUAAGAACUGGAUCAAUGAUCCAAACGGGCCCAUGUACUACAACGGAUACUACCAUCUAUUCUACCAAUACAACCCAGAGGGGUCAGUGUGGGGUAACAUAGUGUGGGCCCACUCCGUAUCAAAGGAUCUCAUAAACUGGAAGGCCCUAGAACACGCCCUCUACCCAUCAAAGCCCUUUGACAAGUUCGGGUGCUGGUCCGGGUCGGCCACAGUGGUACCGGGUAAGGGGCCCAUCAUUCUGUACACCGGAAUCGUCGAUGAAAAAAAUACCGAGGUCCAAUGCUACGCCAUACCCGAAGACCCCAAAGACCCGCUUCUCCAAAAAUGGGUAAAACCGGACAAAUUCAACCCGAUUGUGAUCCCUGAGAAGGGCAUAAACGGUAGCGCGUUUCGUGACCCGACAACAGCGUGGUGGAGCAAGGACGGGCACUGGAGGAUGUUGGUGGGUAGUAAAAGGAAGCGUAGAGGAAUGGCUUAUUUGUAUAGAAGUAAAGAUUUUAUGACGUGGGUUCGGGCCAAACACCCGAUCCAUUCUAAGGGCGAAACGGGUAUGUGGGAGUGCCCCGAUUUUUACCCGGUUUCGCUUACAGGAACUAACGGGUUGGACAUAUCAGUGACGGGGGAUCACGUGAAACACGUGUUGAAGAAUAGCCUUGACUUGACUAGGUUUGACUAUUAUACUCUUGGAACGUAUUUUGAGGAUAAGGAUAAGUAUGUCCCGGAUAAUACUUCCGUCGAUGGUUGGGGUGGACUUAGGUAUGACUAUGGUAAUUUCUAUGCUUCCAAGUCAUUUUUUGACCCUAGCAAGAACAGAAGGGUUUUGUGGGGUUGGGCCAACGAGUCUGAUUCCAAGGAUGAUGAUGUUAAAAAAGGAUGGGCAGGAAUUCAGGCAAUUCCACGAACUCUGUGGCUUGACUCUAAUGGAAGACAAUUGGUACAAUGGCCUGUUGAAGAAUUAAAUAGUCUUAGAGGGCAAGAAGUUACCAUCAAGAGUGAAAAGCUUGAAAAAGGAGAUUAUGUUGAAGUAAAAGGAAUCACUGCUGCGCAGGCAGAUGUAGAAGUUACGUUCUCAUUUUCAAGCUUGGAUAAGGCAGAGGCAUAUGAUCCUAAGUGGGUAAACGCACAGGAUCUUUGUGCCCGAAUGGGUUCAAACCUUCAAGGAGGGGUUGGACCAUUUGGACUCUUGACUUUAGCUUCUCAAAAUCUCGAGGAAUUCACUCCAGUGUUUUUUAGGAUUUUCAAAGGUGAAAAUAAGCAUGUGAUUCUCUUGUGCUCUGAUGCAAGAAGUUCCUCUAUAAAGAGUAAUUUGUACAAGCCUUCAUUUGCUGGCUUUUUAGACGUUGAUUUGGACAAAAAUAAGAAACUUUCUCUUAGGAGUUUGAUCGAUCAUUCAGUAGUGGAAAGUUUUGGAGAAGGAGGGAAGACAAAUAUUUUGUCACGAGUUUAUCCACAGCUAGCAGUGACGGAUCAAGCUCACUUAUUUAUGUUCAACAACGGAACUGAACCAAUCACCGUGGAAAAUCUCAAAGCAUGGAGCAUGAAAUCUGCUGAUAUAAGUUGAACAACCAAAAAUCAAUUAAUUGGUUGAAAAUAAUAUAGCUUAACACACAAUUUGUAAGUAAAAAAAAAUUAGAAACAUAAUAUUUUCACAUUGUUUUAACAUACCCUUUAUUGUUUGGUGAAUUAGCAUUCAUCCUUUGGAACUAAAAAAAAUAAGAUGGGUUGUGUUAAAAGAAUUGUUAAAAUGAUAGUGUGUUAGCUAGGCUUUUAUUUUAUUUUGUUGAAGUAUAUUAUUGGUGGUUCGAAAGCAAGUUAUCAUUUAGGUUUGUCAAAUUAAAUUAGCUUUAGAGUUACUAUUUUAAUGUUUGUAUGUUUUAUCAAGUACAAGUAUUUCUAUUUCUCGUGUUUUUGAUAUUUUAAUGCUCUCAUCUAUCCCUAUUGUAUAUUUUAUCAAGUACAAGUAUUUCUAUUUCUA